Molecule: messenger RNA, 339 nt
Organism: Triticum turgidum subsp. durum (durum wheat)
Lineage: Eukaryota; Viridiplantae; Streptophyta; Magnoliopsida; Poales; Poaceae
Source: the annotation of a GenBank genome assembly
AUGGAUAUAGUGUCCGCGUCAAACAUCGCUGGUGUAUUCGUCCAGAGACACUUAUUCUGCUCUGCAGGACCGACAUCUACCGCUCCAUCUAGCUCUAUGUUGUGUGAGUUCGCGACCCCGGCCAUCGCCUUGGCGGAGGCGGUCGCUCCUCUAGACCGCGAUGACCGGCAGCCAGGACAGCAACGUACUAGUGGUGUUGCGGGUGGAGACGUCGUGCUGGACAGUGUAGCCAGCGAGGUCGCUGGUUUACUCCUGGCCUCGCCGGAUCCUACCUCACCAUCUGUAGGUCUCUGUUUGGAGAUGGAAGGAUCCAUGGGAGGGGGGAGGGGCGUCGUGUAG